This is a messenger RNA of Amaranthus tricolor (Joseph's coat), 694 nucleotides long. RefSeq names its product non-specific lipid-transfer protein 1-like. The transcript has 2 exons. Gene Ontology annotation, biological process: lipid transport. The coding region runs from base 101 to 466 and encodes 121 amino acids. Gene Ontology annotation, cellular component: membrane. Gene Ontology annotation, molecular function: lipid binding. Lineage: Eukaryota; Viridiplantae; Streptophyta; Magnoliopsida; Caryophyllales; Amaranthaceae. The record is from RefSeq and is a predicted model, not a curated record.
UUUCCUAAACACUUCAAGAUCUCACCCAAAAUCAAUUCAUCGACCAAACACAACCUCUUCUUCAACCCUAGCUAUAAACCACCACCAAUUAAACCAACAAAUGGCUAGCUCGACCGUCUCGACUAAGAUAGCAUGCCUUAUUCUAGUCACAAUGCUGGUUAUUGCACCCCAUCAUUCAGCACAAGCAGCCAUAGAAUGUCCUGCAGUGCUAAAAAUGGUGGGUCCAUGUUUGGAUUACUUGAAAAAAGGAGGGGAUAUUCCAACUGAAUGUUGUACUGGGGUUAAGAGCCUAGAUAGCAUCACUAAGACACAACCUGAAAGACAAGAAGCCUGUGAGUGUAUUAAACCUAUGGCUGAUUCUAAUAGCAUUAACUAUGACCUUGCUAACAAGCUUGCUCCUGCUUGUGGUGUAGACAUCCAAAUCAAUAUUACUCCUAAUAUGGAUUGCUCUACGGUCAAGUUUUAAUGCAGAUGAAAGUGAUCGAUAAGAAGCAGAAACUAUGUUUAAUAAGGAGUCCAUACUUCAAUAGAAUAAUUUAGUUAUUCCAUAGUUAAUUCAUGGAAGUAGCCUAUAUUAUGUCCAUGUAUUGUAAUUAAUAAAAAAAGUAUUAAGUGAUGAAAUCUUACACUCUUGUUGUGACAAAAUUACUUUGAUGUAACAAUUUCCUCGGACAACUUAUGAUUUAAUAAAAAU